AAAGGCAGCACCACGCCGCUGCCUUCAUCGCACUUCAACUGAAGCGAGUCACAAUACAGUGAUCACUCCACUUCUUUAAAGUCUCGCCAUACCAGUCAAGACCCGUCGACACAUCCUUAACUGCGUCCGACAUUCUGACCAAAAUCCCAAUCGAACCGCCAAAAUGCUGUGUCGUGUCGUCCUUUUCGCCACAUCCGUUGUCCUUUCCGUUGUCGCUGCGCCUAUUCCUUCCGUUCAGAAGUCUGAGCAUAGUGUGGCGCCUAGAGAUCACAACAUCGCCUGCUCAGUGGACUACUGUCUGAUAACCCGACAAAGUGACGACCAUUUCGAUGAGGCCUCUUUCGAAGACAUAGAUAACCAACAGGAAUUGGUGAACGCUCGUUCCGUGGAUACACCUCUUGGCGCUCGACAAAGCGACGACAGAUUCGACGAAACGUCUUUCGAAGACAUAGAUAACCAGCAGGAACUCGUGAACGCCCGUUCCGUGGAUACACCUCUUGGCGCUCGACAAAGCGACGACAACUUUGACGAAACGUCUUUCGAAGAUAUAGACAAUCAGCAGGAAAUGGUACAGAGCUGAUAGAGUCGAAUUUCGCUAGGUGUGGCAUUCAAAGGGAGCUGAGAAGGCCGGCCCUGUGCUCCAGCAGAGAUAAAGAGAAAGGAAUCCAUCAGAUGAUUUUCCUUGACUUCCACACCGUUCGAGAAUACAAAGCAUGAGAAAAGGAACCUGCUUGAAAUGGAGGGAAGCAGUGAGGCU
This is a messenger RNA of Westerdykella ornata, 757 nucleotides long. RefSeq lists its product as uncharacterized. The coding region runs from base 164 to 580 and encodes 138 amino acids. The record is from RefSeq and is a predicted model, not a curated record. NCBI's taxonomy places the organism in Eukaryota, Fungi, Ascomycota, Dothideomycetes, Pleosporales, Sporormiaceae. The transcript has 4 exons.